Molecule: messenger RNA, 3711 nt
Organism: Nerophis lumbriciformis (worm pipefish)
Lineage: Eukaryota; Metazoa; Chordata; Actinopteri; Syngnathiformes; Syngnathidae
Gene: tns3.2
Product: tensin 3, tandem duplicate 2
Cellular component (GO): focal adhesion
Molecular function (GO): protein binding
Source: RefSeq, a predicted model, not a curated record
UAACACCUUCAAAGUCACUUGUUUCCUUUUCUGCGGUGACUGUCUGAAAAGCGAUAGCCGAGGAGGAAAUAGAGCUUAUCCGAUUUGUUCUAUCUCCCUUUCUGUUGCUUCUUUUUUUUAAUUUCUUGUCAUCCGUUCCUUUUUUCUGCAUAUUCUGAAGAGAGAGCAAUAUUGCCUUGCUAGUCUGAAAAUGAAAAAGGUGAAAGUUUUCUACUGACGACAGUUGAACACAGACGGCCCGUGCUCAGAAGAGGAUGAGGGGGACCAAUUAUGAGGAAGACUCUCCAAGAACCCAGCUGCAGUGAACGAGUCCAUCUACCAGUAGUAAUCCAAGCCUCUGUUCUGGCCUGUAGACGUUGACUAGCAGCACAACUCACAACCAGGCGAGCUGGCAACAGGAUUUCUUGGGGGCAUGACUGAGCUGGGGUCAUCCGAUGAAACAAAGACGGGGAUGUCUGGAAAUGGAGAGGCUUCCUCCAACGAAAGGGAGACUGACAUACUGGAAGAUGACAAUGAAGGAGAUAGUGUGGCAGCUUCUUUGUCUUUUUCCGGCAAUAGUUCUUCCUUUUCCUACAAUACCCUGUCUGGCAACGAGCCCAUGACAUCAGAUCGUGGUGACAACUUCACUCACACUUCGGUUCGGCGGCGAAUGGAAACUGAUAAUAACUUGGCACUAAAUGGAGUAUAUGGCUCAGGUGAGGUGCAAAAACUGAAGAUGUCACCUUUAGUGUCUCCUCAGACACCAACCAGAGGGAUCAUCAGCCAGGUGCGUGGAGGUCUGCUGAACGAUGGAUACAAGUGCACGGAUGUGUUAGACACCAUGCACUCGACUUAUUCCACACAUGCUAGUCAAGAGGAUGAGUUAGCCUCGUUAUCGACAGACGUUGAUGACUCAAUUGAACAUCUGAACCAACUGAUUCUAGAUUUGGACCCUACUUUUAUUCCUGCUCUUCCUGGCUGUGACCCCCUGUCUCGAUCCACCUCCCUCAACAGCGGCUGCCUCAGUGAUAAAGGAAAUACUCAUCUGACUGGCUGGAAGCGGCAGAAGCAGAUCAGCGAUGAGACUGACUACUCUAGUCUUUGGAUGCUUAACGUUGCUUGUCGUGAUCCAGGAUCAAGAGGGGAAGAACCUCAGAGCUUUGGAGGCUCCCUGGUUGACAGGCCCCCUUUCCUAUCACCACAGUACAAGUUCAAGGGCGUAGACUUCAAUGGACCGAGUGAUAGCUCCGAAUUUAUCCCACCAACUCCAACCUUCCCAGUGUCUCCUCCAACACCCUAUGUGAAACACUUUUCAGAGUUUUCUCAUACCCGGACUGGUGGUCAGUGGGAAAAAGGCAGCUGGACUCAAGAUUCUCGAAGUUUCCUGGACAGUGCAAACCACACAGGCUCUAGUGACGGAGAGCUAUUCAGAUCUGACAUGUCUGUGAGUUCUGCUUCCUGUCCACGGGUGUUCGGUUCCAUGUGUUCUGUGUCGUCAAACAGUCCCCUCCCACACUCAGACAGUUGCACGCCGCCUCCAGUGUGGCACCAGCAAACUCCAAACUCCUCGCAGCCCUCAACUCCUAUCAAGCGCAGCACGCCAAAUGUCCAGGGUUCUCCUUGGGGGUCUCGCAGAGGCUUGGUUGGGGGUCCAGAAGUCCACAUGGCGACCGAAAUCCCAGACGUGUGUUCGUUAUCGACAGUAAAUGGCAACCUGGAGCACAGCCUGCUGGAAGCCAUGAGGGACCUCAGGGUCUUGAGCCUCGGUGGAGAUGAGGACCUCCCUCCGCUGUUGCCCGAAAAGAGGAGAGGGGGUGAGGGUGGUGAGCUUGGCUCCUGCUCAACUUCUCUGAGUGCGGUUUCAAGUCCUCACAGUGGAAUCGGUGUCAGCCUGCCUUUCUCGUCACUGACCCCUGACCUUUUAAGUGGGGCCCCAUCAAGUGGAGCAGAGUUCGGCAGUAAGCAGGACACUGUGAAAUUUGUCCAAGACAUUUCUAAGUUCUGGUACAAGCCUGAUAUUUCCAGAGACCAAGCUAUUUCAGUGUUAAAGGAUAAAGUAGCAGGUUCUUUCAUUGUCAGAGACAGUCAUUCAUUCCGGGGGGCGUAUGGACUGGCUAUGAAAGUGGCCACACCCCCUCCAUCUGUGCUGCACAGCGCACACAGUAAAAAAGCUGCAGAUGCAUCCAACGAGCUGGUUCGACAUUUCCUGAUAGAGUGCACCCAGAAAGGAGUUCGUCUCAAAGGCUGCCCCAAUGAACCGUACUUUGGAAGUCUCACUGCUCUGGUGUGUCAACACUCCAUUACACCUCUCGCUUUGCCCUGCAAGCUCAUUCUGCCUGACAGAGACCCGUUGGAGGAGCUCAGUGACUCGUCUGCAAAUACGGCAACCAACUCAGCAGCCGAGCUUUUAAAGCAAGGGGCAGCUUGCAAUGUGUGGUACCUUGGCUCUGUGGAACUGGAGUCUCUCACGGGACACCAGGCAGUUCAGAAAGCGACCACGCUGACACUCGCCAUGGACCCUCCGUCAGCCUCGACUGUUGUCCACUUUAAGGUGUCAGCACAGGGAAUCACACUCACAGACAACCAGAGGAAGCUGUUUUUCAGAAGACACUAUGCAGUCAAUACAGUCAUCUUCUGUUCUCUGGACCCGCAGGGCAGAAGAUGGACAAGAGGCAGUGAUUCUACAGCAAAGAUCUUUGGGUUUGUAGCAAGGAAAUCUCAGAGUGAGACUGAAAAUAUUUGCCAUCUCUUUGCCGAACAUGACCCAGAGCAGCCAGCGAGUGCAAUUGUCAACUUUGUCUCAAAGGUUAUGAUCGGGUCACACAAGAAGUGAAGAAACUGAAACAGACUUACUGCACUGACUCCAAAUAAUACAACUGUAACAUUCACAAACCAAAACCUGAAGAACACAAGCAUCAAAUGCUCAAACGAAGAAACUCCAGCACCUCCUCGAAAUGUUUGUGCGGAAUGUGCUGCAACGCUACCAUGGACUGCAUAAAUUCAUUUAUGACUGAUCAAAGAAUAAAAACAUACUUACUAGGGGAUAAUUUGAUACUAGGACCCUUUUUUUUUAUAGAGGGUCCGUUAUGAAAAUUUGAUUUUCACAAUUUAUAUCAAAUUUUUGUCACUACCUAGUUUCUUUUCUCAUUGAUAGCCAGGGUGAAAAUAGCAUUGUUGAGAUUGAUUAUAAUUUUUUUUGAAAAAAUGUUUAACUUAUUUUUAAAAGUGGAUUUCACAUACACAAGGACACAUGUAAGGUGUAAUACCAUUAUUUUGUGGCUUCGUAUGUUGGAAAACCUUUGUGCUGUGUUUAUAUUUCACUAAAUAUGUAUCCAUUUAUUUGGAUGUAUGAAAGUAUUUUUUCUAAAUAUACUUCAUCCAUGCCAGAAACUGUAUUUUUGUAAAAUAUCAUGAUUCAUACAUUGUAUAAAAAGAAGAGUGUAUCUCAGGAUUUGUGCUAUUAUGUCACAUGUAAUGUAAUAUGAUUUAAAUUUGAGUACAGUUUUGAAUUGUAUUGUUUUUGUACAGCUAUGGAAAAUAAUAAGAUACCACUAGAAAAUUAUACAUUUCUCUGAAUUUAACCAUUUACAAGUAUGUGUUUGGGUAAAAUGAUCGAGCACUUAAAACUACUGACAAGAGUAUAGAUAAUUCAGUGAUAAUUUAUUUUGAAAAAAACUCGAGUCUAACACUCGAGUUUUAAGAGCUCAAAAUUGAAAAAACAAAACAAAAAAC